AUGAGGCAACAAGUUCUAACAAACAAUUUCAUGAACAAAGACCGUCCUCCGCUACUAACUUCUAGUUUUGAUCAUGAGACGGCACAGAAAGAACUUGCAAGUGCCAUAAUCAUGCAUGAGUAUCCUCUUUCAAUUGUGGACCAUGUUGGAUUUAGGAGGUAUUCAAAUGCUCUUCAACCUUUAUUUAAGGUGCCGUGUAGAAACACAAUGAAAGUUGAAAUAUUUAAGAUUUAUGAGUACCAAAGGGGGAAGACAAUGAGUUUGGUGGUGAGUAAUGCAAGUACAUUGGCUAUCACAACGGACAUGUGGACUUCGAGUAAUCAAAAGAAAGGCUUCAUGGCUAUCACAGCGCACUUUAUUGAUGAUUCUUGGACUUUGCAAAGUCGCAUUUUGAGGUUCAUAUAUGUGCCAUGUCCACAUACAAAAGAAGUUCUAUGUAACCAAUUGUUGAAUUGUUUGAUAGAUUGGAACAUUGAUAGAAAGAUUUCAAGUAUAACGGUUGAUAAUUGCUCUACCAAUGAUGCCAUGAUUGAUCUUUUGUGGGACAAACUUGAUAGUACAUCGCUUAUGUUGGGUGAGGAUUUGUUUCAUAUGCGUUGUUGUGCGCACAUUCUUAAUCUUAUUGUUAAAGAUGGGUUGGAUGUUAUCAAGGUAGGUAUUGAGAAACUUCGGGAUAAUGUAGCUUAUUGGACAGCAUCACAAAAAAGAGCGAAUUUUUUUGAAGAAACAGUCCACCAAUUGAAUGUGACUAGUACUAAGAAAUUAGGCCUUGAUUGUGCGACUAGGUGGAAUUCAACACUCUUGAUGCUUCAAACAGCCCUACUUUAUGAGGAUGUGUUCAAUCACUUAAGCAAACGGGACGCUCAAUAUAAUUCCUUAUCGAGUGAACGUGAGUGGGGGUAUAAGAUCAACGUGUUGGAAUUCUACUUUAAAUUAUUGUUUCCAACAACUUAUAAGGAAGAAGUUGAGAAAGUUCGUGCACUUUAUUAUAAAUUGCUUAAGGAGUAUCAAAUUCCUAGUUCAAUGAUGGAGGAUAUUGGUGACUCUUCUUCCCAAUCAAGUUCCAUUGAUGAAGAGUCACUAUCAAAGUAUGAUGUCUACAUGCUUAGGAAGUCGAAGAGAAGUAGGACAAUCGAUACUGCAAAAUUGGAGUUGGACCAUUAUUUGUCGAAAGCUGUCUUGCCAAAUCCACGGGAUUUGAUGUCUUAA
This is a messenger RNA of Rhododendron vialii, 1209 nucleotides long. RefSeq names its product zinc finger BED domain-containing protein RICESLEEPER 2-like. Lineage: Eukaryota; Viridiplantae; Streptophyta; Magnoliopsida; Ericales; Ericaceae. The transcript has 3 exons. Bases 1 to 1209 code for a protein of 402 amino acids. The record is from RefSeq and is a predicted model, not a curated record.